CGCACAGAGAUCCGGAAUAAUAUGACGUUUCAGAAAUAAAAUAAAACUGCGGAUCAGAGAGGAGGGGAGGUUCGCUCAGUCUGUGGAUACCUGUGCGUAUCUGCUCCGGCAGCAGGUGCACCACAGUCCUCUGAGGAGAGAGUUUUCUUUUUGUCCGGAUCGGGAAGUGAGAGAAGAAGAAAUCUUCCUGGGAUUACCUCCCUCUUUUCUCGCCCGAUCUCAUCUGUUUCUCAGCCACUUUGAGAGCAAACUUUCUCUGCAGCCAGGGUCCAACUACUGCUCUGACUAAAACAAUAUCGUAAGGAGCUUUUUCUUUUUUAAUUCGUGUACUGUUCGCUCAGACUGUUUCCAAACGCGGAGUACCGGGGGCACCAUCUCCAACCAGAGCGCAGAACCCAUCCGAACUGUAAACUUGUGAGUUGUGGCACGAAUCGGAGUCCGUGUUUAAUUUGAAUGUGUUGAAGAAGAGGACAAUGUCUGGAUUAUUACAGCCGCUGCUCAGCCUGCCUCGAGGAAGAGGCAGGGACUGAGGGAAGAAGAGAGAGAAACAGAGAGAGAGGAGGGGAAGAGGAGAAGAAGGAGGGAAGUCGGUGGCGUACGGCUGCCGUCCUCUAGUUCCUUUGCGCCUUUGCCGCACGGGUUUCUUCCUCAUCUUUUUACUGGAUACAGGGACACAAAUCUAGAGGCGCACGGGAAGGAGCUGCGUUCACACCCUGGGCCAGUGGGAGGUGACUGUCAGAAGAAAUGCCGGUCCCAGGUGCCCUAGUACAUCACCACCGGGACCAUGGCAACUCCUUGGCCAAUGAGAAGAGAGAGGUGCUCCCAUGGCUCUGCCUGCCUUGCUAGAUGGUCAGCGUCCUCCUUGAUGCUCCUAUGGUUGCCUUGGGUGUUGCUAUGGCAGCCAUGGCCCACCCGAGCUGAACAAGUGGGCGGCGGGGGACACAGCGGGAAGCCAAUCCAUAGUUCGCUAACGUCUGCCUCAUCCUCAUCAUCCUCCUCGUCCUCGUCCUCUUCCUCCUCGUCCCCCUCCAGCACCUCAUCGUGGGGGUUCAGCACGAGGCAGAGUGGGGGGCAGCUGGACUGGCUGCUGUCAGAGAAGGGACCUUUCCACAGAUGUCCGGAGUACACAGAGUUCAGAGAGCGGUUCCAGCAGGGAUUUUCUACCAGAUACAAGAUUUACAGGGAGUUCAGCCACUGGAAGGUGAAUAGCCUGGCCACGGAGAAGAGAGAUUUCCUCAAAGCUCCGUUGCCCUUAGCACCAGAGUUCCUGCGCAACCUCCGGUUACUGGGGCGACGACCAACCCUGCAGCAAAUCCACGAAAACCUCAUCAAGAAGUAUGGGACCCACUUCCUAGUUUCUGCUACCCUGGGAGGAGAGGAAUCUUUGACCAUUUUCCUGGACAAGCAGAAGCUGAACAAGAAGUCAGAAGGCAACAGCAACAGUUCAGUGGUGUCCCUGGAGCUGCUGCAUCAGUUGGCGGCUUCCUACUUCACAGAUCGAGAGAGCACCCUAAGGCGCCUGCACCACCUCCAGAUCGCCACCUCUGCCAUCAAGGUAACUGAAACAAGGACGGGUCCUCUCGGCUGCAGUAACUACGACAGCUUGGAUUCAGUUAGCUCUGUGUUGGUACACAGCCCAGAAAAUAAGAUCCACCUAAAGGGCUUGCAAGAUGUCCUUCCAGAGUUCCUGCGUGGGCGAUUUGUGGAGGCAGCCCUCAGCUAUGUGGCCUGCAACUCAGAGGGUGAGUUGCUCUGCCGCAACAACGACUGCUGGUGCCGGUGCUCUUCCCGCUUCCCAGAAUGCAACUGUCCCUUCGCGGACAUCAAGGUCAUGGAGGAGAACCUGGAGAAGAGCAAGGAGGCCUGGAGCGGCUUUAACCAAGAGUUCAUGGAAUCAGAUGAGUUCAAAGCCUUCCUGAAGCGCCUGCCCACCGACCGGUUCAUGAACGUGUCCAUGAUUGCCAAGCUCUGGUCGGCUGACUUGUCCCUGCAGAAGCGUUACGCCCAGCUGGAGUCCAGCACAGCCCUGGUCCUGGGAAAGGCUCAGAAGAUCAUCAGGAAACUGUUCACCCUGAGCAAACGCUGCCCCAAGCAACCUCGCAUCAGCCUGCCCCGAGAGAGGUCCACUGGGUAUUGGCUGAACAGGGCCCAGUCUCUGCUGUACUGCAAUGAGCAUGGAGUGCUGGGCUCCUUCUCUGAGGAGUCGAAGAGCUGUAGCUGCCCUGUGGAGCAGCCCACCUGCCAGGAAGUCAUUCCCUGCAUCGUGGGCACCUCACCCACCUCCUGCUCCUCCUGUGCCCCUGAUAAUGCGACCCGCUGUGGAGCCUGUCACCAUGGCAACUUCCUCCAUCUUGGCUCCUGCCACCCGAGUAUUGCCGCAUCCCUGGACCACUAUCUGAACUUGGACCUGGACAUGCCUGAUGCUGAGGUGAAGUACCUGCUUCAGCGACUGGACAGCAGAAUAGAGGUCCAUGCCAUCUACAUCAGCAAUGAUGUCCGCCUGGGAAGCUGGUUCAAUCCUGCCUGGAGGAAGAGGAUGUUGUUGACACUCAAGAGCAACAAAAAUAAGUCCAAUCUCAUUCACAUGCUGAUGGGCAUUUCUUUCCAGAUAUGCUCGACUAAGAAUUCUACGCUGGAGCCCGUGCCUGCGAUUUACGUGAAUCCUUUUGGUGGGAGUCACUCAGAGAGUUGGUUCAUGCCCGUGAACCAGCCUGACUUCCCUGACUGGGAGAGAACUCGACUGGAUGCCGUUGUCACGGCACAGUGUUACAACUGGACACUGUCUCUGGGCAGCACAUGGAAGUCCUUCUUUGAAACGGUUCACAUCUACCUGCGAAGCCGCAUUGUCACAGAUGAUCCAACAGUGAAUGAAACUCUCUUCUAUGAACCGUUGGACUUGGAUGACCAGACGUCCAACCUGGGGUACAUGAAGAUCAACACGCUGAAGGUGUUUGGAUACAGCCUGCACUUUGACCCUGAGGGCAUCAAGGAUCUGAUUCUCCAGCUGGACUACCCCUACACGCAGGGUACACAGGAUGCUGCCUUCCUGAUGUUGUUGGAGAUGAGAGAUCGGAUUAACCGACUUUCUCCACCAGCACCGCAGCCACUAGACCUGUUUUCCUGCCUGUUGCGCCACCGGCUCAAGAUGUCGGCCGGCGAGGUGGUUCGCAUCAAGGACGCUCUGCAGAUCUUCAACUCCAAGCUUCCCAAUGCUUCUCCCGAACCUGAGCUGGUCCAGCUGUGCAGCUAGCUAUCUCGCUUAUAAGAAAAUUCAAGUUCAGGAGUGAUACUACAAACUGAGUUGCUGCUUCAGGGGCGAACCCAAACUGAGCAGAGGAGGUCCCACCAUGUUGGCUUUUUGGACCCACAUCCUCUGGAUUAACACUCGACUCUGAGGGCAGACUUGGCUUUUCCUGUGGUCACAUUUUUAUUAGUCAUUUUUUGGGAGAACAGCUGAUGCGUGGAGGUUUACGUUUUGCAGUGACUGCCCUGCUUUUGGUUACCUGAGCGACUGAUUGAAGAGACUCUCAAACGUUGGCAGGUUAUGUCGAUUGGAACCUCUGAGAGCUGAUGUCAUUACAUAUACCUUAGACCUUUGCCUUUCAAAGAUGAAGUUGAUUUUCAUACACAGAGAGGAACUCAAAAGGGGUCAAUGGAAAAGGAUUUCCCCUUUUCUACGCCUAUUUUCUUUGGCUACUGAACAAUCUUGGGGAAGGGAAAAUGGAAUAAUAUUAUAUAUGUGUUGAAUGAGUUAUGUUAUGCUUAACAGUUUAAAAUUUGAUAAUUCUGAACCCUGUUACUGUCUUUGAAUAUUUCUUUUUAAUCCCUGCUUUCCAUUUUAUCUGGCAUUUGAGAACUCAUAAUUGACUUGAGUGAGAAGCCAGUUAGUGAUGUUCUGUCCUUGGUGGCGUAUCUGUACCAAAAGAAGGUGAACACAUCAGCAAACUGAAUGGCAAAGUAUCCUAAAUGAUGGGGUCUUUUUUUUUUUAGCUAAAAAUCUUCUCAAAAUCUUCUGAUGUGAUAAAAAGGUUGGCAGAUACAACGCUGUAAAUAACGCUCCAUCUAACCCUGAGUGUGGACAAGUGCACAUUGCUUUUUAGAUAACUGAGUGCAAAGACCAAAAAAAUGUUUAUAACAAAUUCAUGCCUUAUAUGGAAAUUCAAUGUUACGAUAAGAAGCACAUCUGGGUUUUGUGUUUGGUUCUCUGCGGAGGCUGUAUUGCUUUUUAUAUCUCAGUAUUCCUACCAAGACAGAGCAGCAGACACGUUCUCCAGGAUAUGUGGUAAUGUAACUUUUCCAUGUAAAUUCUGCAGAUACUUGUUAUGAUUUGGUGUUGUGAAACUUCUUGAGUCACUAUCACACAGUGCACACCAGUACUUACAAUAACUGUAAUUGUUCUGCUAAAUCCUUCUAUCUCCAAUUAGACAAAAUUUCAGUGACUGAUUUUAAAAAGUAAAAUUGUUUGGUUUAGUCUCAGGUCAAUUAUUUUCGGUUUUCUUUUCAUGCGUGGGUCCGUUGUCAGCUGCCAGUUACCACAGCGACUGGACUUACUAUGAUUUCUGCAGGGCAGUGAUUGUAGGCCUGUACCCUUGAGCUCAAGAACUUGAUAUGAUUUUACAUUAACUUCACUAAUUUCUCACUGAGAGUCAGUAAACCUUGUCAAUGUCAUUUUCAGCUGUUCUUCUGUGCUCAGCUUGCUUAAGUAAAUACACAGUGGUUUACCUAACUGGCAUCCUUCUCCUUGUUUCAAUGCUAGCUUUCAGUUCUCCUUGUAACAUGUACAUUGCAAUAACAUGUUGAUAAAUAUAUU
This is a messenger RNA of Paralichthys olivaceus (Japanese flounder), 4810 nucleotides long. It is a transcript of the gene brinp2, whose product is annotated as bone morphogenetic protein/retinoic acid inducible neural-specific 2. The record is from RefSeq and is a predicted model, not a curated record. Lineage: Eukaryota; Metazoa; Chordata; Actinopteri; Pleuronectiformes; Paralichthyidae. Gene Ontology annotation, biological process: nervous system development; cellular response to retinoic acid; negative regulation of mitotic cell cycle. Gene Ontology annotation, cellular component: cytoplasm; dendrite; neuronal cell body.